UACCGUCAGUACACGUGUUAAUUGCACCGUGUGGGGGAUGAUAGGGCUGAUAAGUGGUGUUUCCGGAAACGUUACACCACACAACCACAUGUGCAUACAGCCUAAACAUGCGCAAUCACAUACUACCACACCUUUAUCCAAACCACCUUCAUACCCACCCAUCCUCGGCAGGCGUCAUUGGGUACGAGAUAUACAAGCACCUGCCCUCAGUAGACGUGUGCAUAGUGCCGUGUGGGGGAGGAGGACUGAUAAGCGGUGUGUCCGGAUAUUUAAAGGCUGUGAAGCCCUCGGUGCAGAUGAUCGGUGCGCAACCACAGGCCUCGCCGCAAAUGGUCGAGUCCGUGAAAGCGGGACGGAUAGUGAACCUACCUACAUUGGACACACUAUCCAAUGGAACGGCUGGGGGUAUAGAGGAAGGAUCUAUCACAUUCCCGUAUUGUCAGAAGUAUGUGGAUGAAUGGGAAGCCGUCACCGAAACUGAGAUCUCAACGGCUGUUUACGACGUGUUGGAUCGCCAUCACAAGGUUAUCGAAGGCGCCGCGGGGUGUGGUAUAGCCACAGUUCACCGCAAAGCUAAGCAACUUACUGGUAAGACGGUGGUUGUGGUGGUAUGUGGGAGCAAUAUCUCUCCAGCGGCGCUGUCGAAGAUCAUUGCUGACAAUGCACCUGUGGGGUACAUAUGAAGUUUAUGACAUCCAUACGCCUUGGAGUGAUGGCUUGAAAUGAAAGGAGUCAAUCACAGCUUGAUAACUAUGGCGUGCUGAGGUGAGUAAGGUAUCAGUACACAUAUGUCUAUCAGCGCUUAAAGUGUUGAGAAUUUUACCUGGAUAGUUUAUGAUCUAGGUAGUAGCCAUUAGAGCGCCAAGCACGACGCAGAUAACUAAGGCGUGUUGAGGUGAGAAGGGUAUAAGUACACAUAAGUCUGUCAACUCUUUAACUUAUUGAGGGUCUAUGCUGGAUAGUUCGUGAUCUAGAUAUCCAAUAGAGGGCCAAGCACGACGCAGAUAACGAAGCCUUGCUCGGGUGAGAAGAGUAUAAGUAGACACAAAUCUAUCAGCUCUAAACAUAUUGAAAAUCUGACACGCAGUUAACUAAGGCGUACUGUGCCCAACACCGCUUAAAGUGAUGAGAUUAUGUUGUCAGGUUACGAUCUAGAUAGCUUGUUCAUGGGCCAAGUACGAAGCAGCCAAGCAUAUUGUGCUGAGAAGAGCAAAGGUACAUAUACUUUUAUGAGCCCUAGUUGUAUCAUCGAUAGAUCAAUAUCAAAUAGCUAAAUAAAGGGCCAAGCAUGGAACAAAC
Messenger RNA from Sphaeroforma arctica JP610, 1299 nucleotides. RefSeq lists its product as hypothetical. The coding region runs from base 108 to 683 and encodes 191 amino acids. Gene Ontology annotation, biological process: L-threonine catabolic process; L-serine catabolic process. Gene Ontology annotation, molecular function: threonine deaminase activity; L-serine ammonia-lyase activity. Lineage: Eukaryota; Ichthyosporea; Ichthyophonida. The transcript has 3 exons. The record is from RefSeq and is a predicted model, not a curated record.